GACAUGACAUCGAUGUUACCCCACCUCUACCGAGGACAACGUAGCGUAGCUGGAGAAGAUCGCCGUCAAUUGCAGCAGGAGCUGGAGAGGAGUGGCCGUUGGUGACGCACAGAUCGAUCUCAUCCAAUUCUGAGCAGGAGCGGCCGGAACCAUGUCGAUGGACGCCACCGCCCUGCCGUCGGAGCUCCUCGUGACCCCGCAGCCGCUGAUUGGCUUCUGUGGACUGGACACCGCUCGGGUGGCGGUUCACAAGGCUGUUUGGGAGGCGUUCAGCGGCAGUUUGCAGCGCAAGGCCGCUGACAGGGCGGCCGUGCAGUACAAGCUGCUGCCCCCCAACUACGAGUUUCCCGUGGCCAAGCCCAAACGGGCCUCCUACGAGUGGUACCACCCGAAGGGCAUACUCAAGCGCAACUGGAUGCUCAAGCACCUGCACGUCCUGCCCUCGGUGGUGGUGCUGUUUCAGGACAUGGAGUGGAACGACCUCCAGUGGACGGAGAAACAGGUGCAGUGUGCGGCUAUUGUGCAGGCACUGAAGAACGCCUUGCAGGAGCGGAAUACUCGGCUGUGUCUGGUGCUGCUGCAGAGGGCAGCGCCACUUCCACCUGGCGAAGAUCUCCUGGCAGCAGAACGAGCCGCUAGUCUCACCAACGCUUGUGGAAUAACCAGUAAGAUGCUCUUCAUACUCCCGCACACGGAGCACCUCACGGGCUACGCCCUGCGGCUGGAGUCCGCCUUCCUGGACAUGGCCCAGUCCUACUACGCUCUCAUGUCCAAGCGGAUUCGUAACCAUAGGGAUCAGCUGACAGCGGCGCACGCCACGCUUAAGAUUCGCCACCAGUUCAAGCUGGGAUUCGUGGCGGAAAUGCGGCAGGACUUUAGCACUGGUCAAAAGCACUAUUUCCAGGCCUAUGCCAAUCUGGACGAGAUACGUAUGAAUGACGGCAACUGCUUGGAGAUUAAAACUAUGUCCGGGUUUUUGAACUACAAGAUCUGCCGGCUUAUGUUUAAGCUAAAGACUCCGAGGGAUGCCAUUAACCAGUUCAUCAUCCAUGUGGAGAAGUACAAGUCUCGAGUGGGUUUCAAGGAUCUAGCCUUUGAGCACCAUGCCUGGCUAAGCACGCAACAUUCUGUUUUCGCUGAACUGUUUUGCGAGGCCAUCAAGAACGGCCUGCCCGCCCUGCAGACGCAGCACCCCGGAAUCUAUUACCACAAGGCAGCUGAAUAUGUGAUGAAGCGGCGUGAUGCAGCCCAGGAGGCGUACGCAGCAAUGCAAUCAUCCGCAGAGGCCACGCCCGUGCCGAAUCAGAGCCCUUUGUCCCUGUACACAGAGUUCUUUGGCAUCCGGGCAGUUAAGACGGGCGAUCUAGUGGCCGAGCAACAGGCCAAUACGCAGCUUUGUGAUCAGGAGCGCGGCUAUAACCACUCGUCGGGUAUCAUAGCCCUGCUCAGCCAGGCCAUGGCCCAGUUCAAAAUCUACAAGUGCCUCAGGUUUCGCAAGAAAUUAGCAAUUGACAUGGCCGAGGAGUACCUGAAGAGCGGGGAUCAUGCCAAGGCCUUGACUUUGUAUUCCCUUAUGCUGCCUGAUUAUCGCCAGGAGAAGUGGUCCACGAUAUUCACCGAUGUUCUGCUGAAGACACUUCGAUGUGCGCUGCUCUCGGCAUCCGUAGCCGACUAUAUCGCGUGCAGUGUUGAGGCGUUGUCCUUGCGACAUCAUGGCGAGCAGGCGGAGCGGAUCCUGCUGAUGGAGAACCUGUGGCAGGUGUUCCAAGGUGUGCCACCCAUGCCAAAAACGCAACUGGCGCCCGAGGCGCAGGCGUUGUGGACCAGUGCGCUGGCAAGCAUGAAAUCGCCCAUUCAAAUUGAUUUAGAUAAGGUCAGCGAUGUGGUGGAAAUGUGUGCCACAUUCGAGCGAGUUCAGCUAAACAACGACGACUUGCUGCAGCUGCAACUGAUAGUGCGGGUGCUCACGGAUGUGCCGUUGAGGGUGCGCAACUUCCAUGUCAUUCUAGCCGAUGCGGCUAAUCCGCAGAACAGCUACAAACUGGAGGCACUCAAGUAUUUCUGCUUUCCCAGCCUCACGCAACUGCGUGGCCAAAAGCAGCCUCAGGAACAGCCACGCCAGGAGCCCAAGAAUUUUGAAAAGAACAUGAGAUUGGAGCCCGGCUCCUACUACCAGCUGUUCUGCAGCACCGAAGCGCAGCAGUUCCAUGAGAACACCCAGCUGCGCAUCGUUCGCCUAGAGGCCCACAUGGGCACUGACCAGGUGGCCGCUCUACUCACGUGCAGCUCCAACUACUCACGCCAGCUGUUUCGCCAUCACACGCGCAGCCGCGAUCUGGAUGACAACGUGACGAUCAAUCCCAUUUGCUACAUUGCGCCCACCUUUCAUCUUGACACGCAAACGAACCUUGGCCAUGGACAUGACAACGGCUCGGAUGAGGAAACGACGGCGGUGGCUACGAGAAUGCUGGUCAACGAGUACUAUCCCGUUGUGACCACCGUCAGCAAUCCGUACAAUGUGUAUCUUCAGAAUGUGGGCGUACACAUCUGUGUUCCCGUCGGUCUGAGAAAUAGUGUUUUUCUCACCACGGACAUCUCAUCGGGACGCCAGAAGCUGCACGCCCAGAUCCAAAUAGAUGUGGGCGAGCUGUCCGCUCACGGGAGCACCGCUGCCACCUUCUACAUCUUCAGCCUGGCUGAGGCAGAGAUCAAAUUGCAACAGAGGUUAAGCUACACCUUGGAUGUGGAUCGCGGCCCAGGAGGAGGUGGCACCAAUGCCCGCGUGAGCACUGCUCCGAACAGCUCGGAGUCCACACCAGAUCACGAGGUGAAGGGUUUGGUUCAGAGCCUGGCGGCCAUUUCUCCGGUGCAAAUCGAGUACCUGGAUGAGACGCGGUUACGAAAGUCUCGGGAGGAUACACUUACAGUCCGAUGUUACGGGGACUUCAAGUUCACCGCCCGUUUCUACACGCUGGACAGGAAGCCUUUGAACCAGGUGUAUCGGGGCGAGAACUUCCUGCUGAGGGCCAACACGGAAGUGGUGGCCGUGGACGAUGUGGAGAUACUGGACAGCUUCUUUAUAUGUGAUCACAACCUAGUGCAAUCAAACUACAGCUUUAAGCAGAAGAAAUACACCAACAAGUACAGCGCCGGCGAGCAACUGGAAAGCGUGAUAGUCCUCCGGACGAAUGCCACUCUGCGGGACUGGACGACUGCCCGUGAUCUGGAUCAUCGCGGCAAGCUGGAGGGCAAGGCGGUGGCUAGUAAGUUCAUCAGGCCGGCAGUGAAACCCCCUUCAGAGGAACCCCUGGCUCCCACACCGCCCGCUGGUAUUAGUGCUUAUAUGAGCAAGAGUCUGGUGACCAAGAUACCCACCACCAUGACCAUCAUAAACAGCAAUUCGGCGGUGUCUAAUGCCCUGCAGGUGGCCAACGCGGGUGUGAUGAGCAGCUCGUUGCAGUCGGAUGAUGUCAACGUGGCUGAGGAAGCCAUAAAUACCCAAGAGGGGAUGAAAACCACUCGGCUCAUUUACAACAAGGCUCUGGAAGCUGUGCAGGGAACGGGUCAUUGUCGUGGCUUCAUCAAGGGUGUUUACACGCUUGAGGGAAACCCAUCUCUCGUGCCUAUUUUCGGAGUAUUCUGCAUUCGCUGGCGAAGGGCUAAUGGCAAGGAGGAGAACGAAUCCAAGUUUGUGAUCAGUGGUCUGGACAUUGCGGAGCCGCCGCUGAAUAUCUACUGCACCAUCGAGGAGAAGAUGUUUGUGAAGAUGCCCAUGGCCUUUAAGGUGGUGCUGAAGAAUCCCACCACGCAUGUCCUCCACCUGAUAGCCAACCUGAGUAUCAGCAAAACGGAUAACUUUAUAUGUUCGGGUCACAAGCAGCUGGACAUCUCCAUAAUGGCCUACGAGGAAAAGGAGCUGGUCUACAACCUGUAUCCCUUGCAAGUGGGCUGGCAGGAGUUGCCGGUGCUGAGCCUAGAGUACAAUACCAAGGCGGAUCCUCAGAAGAACGACAGCCAGAAUGCCUUGCUCGAUGAACUGGUGCAGCGAGCACUGCCCAAACGAGUCUUUGUGCUGCCACCUCUGAAGCAACAGAACAAGUAGGAAUGAGACAGCGAUGAUGCCGCCGCUUUAGUUUAAGUGUUUUAAAGUUUACAAUUAUCACUGGUGUGUAAAAAUUAACUACGCCUACUCCCUCUUUAUUGCUAACAACAAACAUACAUACAUAAAUAGCUAUAUUUAGAGAGUUACAUAGCAUAAUACUUGAGAGUGUGUGUGAUUGUAUUGUAUAAUGUAUUGUUAAACGGGCCAAGACGCACUCGACAUUCUUGUUAGUUGAUUACGGCGUUUUAGAUAAGCUGUGCUAAGUCCUGGUCAGUACCGCAAGUUGCACAUAUUUUCGUACAUCCUUUGAACGUACAGUAAUAAAUAUAAAGCAUAAAAAUAUCGUUGAAA
Molecule: messenger RNA, 4453 nt
Organism: Drosophila suzukii
Lineage: Eukaryota; Metazoa; Arthropoda; Insecta; Diptera; Drosophilidae
Gene: gry
Product: trafficking protein particle complex subunit 11 gry
Cellular component (GO): cytoplasm
Source: RefSeq, a predicted model, not a curated record